Molecule: messenger RNA, 592 nt
Organism: Diorhabda carinulata
Lineage: Eukaryota; Metazoa; Arthropoda; Insecta; Coleoptera; Chrysomelidae
Gene: Pfdn4
Product: probable prefoldin subunit 4
Exons: 1
Coding region: 109-519 (136 amino acids)
Biological process (GO): protein folding
Cellular component (GO): cytoplasm; prefoldin complex
Source: RefSeq, a predicted model, not a curated record
GUUGACAGUUCAAUAAAUCCUAUAACCUAUAUAAAAUUACUCAACUGUGAAUAUUCUUCUACAUUUCUAAAUAAGGAGUUCAGAAUUUCAAGUAAUUGAGACGUCGAAAUGACUUCAACAAACAGUAAAGGUACGUUUCAACCAGAUUCUGACGUUCACAUCACAUAUGAAGAUCAACAGAAAAUUAAUCGUUUCGCUAGAUUGAACGCUAAAUUGGAAGACUUUAAAGACGAAAUUAAAACAAAAGAAAAUGAUCUGAAGAAUAUUGAAGAUGCAUGUGAUGAAAUCGCACUUUUCGACGAUGACGAACAGAUUCCGUAUUUAGUAGGAGAAGUUUUCAUCUUUCAAAAUGUCGAAAAAACCCAAAAGUGUUUAGAAGAGACGAAAAAUAAGAUAGACGAAGAAAUUAAACAUUUAAAACUCAAGUCUAGUGAAGUGAAGGAAACUAUGAGUGAUUUGAAAUCAUAUCUAUAUGGAAAAUUCGGAAGCCAUAUUAAUCUCGAAGCAGAUGAAGAGUAAAAUUUAUCUUUUAUUUACUUUAUAAUAUUAUAUACCUACAAUCAUGUUUUACACAAUAUACUUUCUUUUUAAA